Molecule: messenger RNA, 539 nt
Organism: Glycine soja
Lineage: Eukaryota; Viridiplantae; Streptophyta; Magnoliopsida; Fabales; Fabaceae
Product: 60S ribosomal protein L38
Exons: 3
Coding region: 120-329 (69 amino acids)
Biological process (GO): translation; protein-RNA complex assembly
Cellular component (GO): ribosome; cytosolic large ribosomal subunit
Molecular function (GO): structural constituent of ribosome
Source: RefSeq, a predicted model, not a curated record
CGAAAAUGGGCAAGGGGAAAUUUUAAUCUAGGGUUUAGUUUAUAAACCCUAACAAGGUGUAUUAUGAAUCUGAAGUAAGGGAUCGAGCCUCGGAGGAGGGAAUCGCAGCGAAGUCCACUAUGCCGAAGCAAAUUCACGAGAUUAAGGACUUCCUCCUCACUGCUAGGAGGAAGGAUGCACGCUCUGUGAAAAUCAAGCGGAGCAAGGAUGUGGUGAAGUUCAAGGUCCGUUGCUCCAAGUACCUUUACACCCUCUGUGUGUUUGAUUCUGAGAAGGCUGAUAAGUUGAAGCAAUCACUUCCUCCAGGUUUAAGCGUGCAGGAUGUGUGAUUCUUACUGCUGUAUGAAGAUCAGGUUUUUCUCUGGAUUUUGGGGAUUCAUAGUUAGUAAAAUGGUUCAGAGAAUUUUCGUAUUUGUUGUUACAUUUGGGAUCAUGUUAGUAUUUUGUUUAAGACGGAUCCAACUUGCUUGGGGAUUAUGUGGCUAGUUGAUUAAACCUCGUUAAUUUGACGUCAAUACAUUUCCAGUCGUUUAUGGAUU